Messenger RNA from Polychytrium aggregatum, 1488 nucleotides. Its product is annotated as retinoblastoma-binding protein 5. Gene Ontology annotation, cellular component: Set1C/COMPASS complex. Bases 1 to 1488 code for a protein of 495 amino acids. NCBI's taxonomy places the organism in Eukaryota, Fungi, Chytridiomycota, Chytridiomycetes, Polychytriales. The record is from RefSeq and is a predicted model, not a curated record. The transcript has 10 exons. Gene Ontology annotation, molecular function: protein binding.
AUGAAUCUGGAGCUGCUUGGUCUCUGGAGCCGCCCAUCGUACUGCAUGCCGCCUCGCCAUCAUGUCCCCGAGCCAAUGCACAAUCCGUUCGUGCAGAUCGCUUCGCUGUCGUCAUGCUUGCGAGAUCCACCAGCCCUGCCUAGCGACCAAAUCAUCCUGCUCCUCUCCCUGCCCUCGCCAAAGGGUGGAAAUACAUUCAGCACCGCCUAUCUGUCCUCGCUGCCGGUUGCCGCCUCCGAGCUAAUAUCCUCCGUGCGUCUUCCAGACCCAUUCACCCAAGACUUUCCCGAGAUCAUCGAGGACCGGCUCGUGGACGAGUAUGUGACCGUCUGUAAAUUCAACAAGCGAGGAAAUCUGCUGGCGACCGGAAGGGCCGACGGCCGCUGCAACGUUUGGGACUUUGAGACCCGAGGGAUUGCCCGGUCGCUGCGAGGACAUGUUCUCGGCAUCACAACGCUCAGCUGGUCCAGAGACGGAAGCCACAUCUUGACAGGCUCAAGGGACUGGAACUGCAUACUCUGGGACUUGGCCAAGGGGACUCGCAAGCAGACCGUCCGGUUCACCUCGCCUGUCGUGAGCGCACGGAUGCAUCCGAGUGAACGUCAUAUCUUUGCGGCAUGUUUGCAGGGAGCCCUCCCGGUGCUGGUGCGAAUGUCGGAUGAUCCAUCGCAGGAGGCCGAGAUCGUUCCUCUGCUGCAAGACUUGAACGAGCACACCACCAACGCAAGCAUCGACGGUGUCAGCUACAGCGCCAUCAGCUUCGACUAUGACGGCAACUUUAUCUACAUCGGGACGUCCAAAGGUGCCAUUAUCAUUGUCCGAACCGAGUCUGCAAAGGCAAGCGGAGCAGCGAUCAAGAAUUUCCACUUUAGCCGAAAGAGCAGGGACCUGGUUGUCAAUGCCAACGACCGCAUCAUCCGCGUGUUUUCGAUACUGUCGUCGUCAGAGCAGCCGCACAUGGAGCCCGGGUACAAGUUCCUGGACUCGGUUGAUCGUAACCAAUGGAUCCAGUGCGGCUUCAGUUCCAAUGGAGAAUACGUCAUCGCAGGAUCGAGCGGUAAACACAUCCACAAGAUCUACAUCUGGGACAAGGAAAGUGGCAAUCUUGUCAAGAUCCUAGAGGGACCAAAGGAGGGUCUCCUUGACUUUGCGUACCAUCCUGUUCGUCCAAUGAUGGCAACGCUCUCGGGCUUUGGUGUUGUAUACAUAUGGUCGAUUCGGUAUCCUGAGAACUGGUCGGCCUUUGCGCCAGAUUUCAAGGAGCUGGAAGAAGACACAGAGUACAUCGAGCGGGAGAACGAGUUUGACGAUAUACCCGAGGACCAGGACCGACCCAAGAACAAGGACGAGACAACCGAAUUCGUCGAUGUCGAAACGAUUGUCCCUGUCGCGGCGCUGAGUGACGAUGAGGAUGGAGUAACUGUGUUUCAUCCUCCGAUGCUGCAUGAGGAGCACGACGGACAUGGACGACCAGCCCCAAAAGCGUAG